CGCCCUGUGCGUCACUAUGCUGAGGAGUCCAAGUGAAGACGCUCCAUUCUGCUGCUGCCUUCACUUCAUCGUUCCCUGCAUCGCUGGCGUCGCCUCCCUCAGUCCACAGCCACGGAAACUCAGCGGAAACAUGUUCAUUACCUCUGCGCGGACUAUUUCACAACUUUCAGUGUGCUGACCUGACGCACCGAGGACGGACGUCCUUCACCGCAGACUUGCCUCUAAAAUGGCCGAGCAGAACCACAGCUGUCAUUACAAUGAGUCCAUGGGCUUCUUCUACAACAACAGUGGCGCUGAUGACAAAUGGGACAAGACGCAGCUCAUUCUGGUGCAGGUGGUGGGCUCGCUCUUCUGUUGUUUCAUCCUCGUCUCCAACGCCAUGGUCGUGGCUGCUGUCAUCACCAACAAGAGGUUUCACUACCCUUUCUACUACCUUCUGUCCAACCUGGCUGCCUCCGACUUUCUGGCAGGCAUAGCAUACGUGUACCUCAUGUUUAACACGGGGGAGAUGUCGCGGAGGCUGACGGUGAAGGAAUACUUUAUCCGCCAGGGUUUGCUGGACAUCAGUCUCUCAGCCUCGCUGUCUAACUUGCUGGUUAUAGCUCUGGAGCGCUACAUCUCCGUCAUGAACUGGAAGGUCCACAGUAACCUGACAAAGAGGAGGGUGACCCUGCUCAUUGUGCUCGUGUGGGCCAUCUCCAUCUUCAUGGGGGCCGUGCCCAGUCUGGGCUGGAACUGCAUCUGCAACGUGAGUGACUGCUCCCAGCUGGCCCCCAUCUUCAGCAGGAGCUACCUGAUCUUCUGGUCCAUGUCUAACCUGGUGGUGUUUCUCGUCAUGGUGGCCAUCUACAUGCGGAUCUACACCUACGUCAAGAAGAAGACCAUGAUGCUCACGCCGCACACCAGCGGCUCCAUCAACCGCAAGAGGACACCCAUUAAACUCAUCAAGACGGUUAUGGUCGUACUCGGGGCCUUUGUGAUCUGCUGGACCCCCGGCCUGGUUGUUCUGCUGCUCGAUGGCCUCAACUGCAAGAGCUGUAAAGUCAUGAAAUUGAAGCGCUGGCUGCUGCUCCUGGCCGUACUCAACUCCGUCAUGAACCCCUGCAUCUACUCCUACAAGGACGAGGAAAUGUGGACAACCUUUAAGAACCUCAUGCGCUGCAUUGGAAAUGGCACCCGGCGGCAGCGGUCAACGAAGGCCAACACCAGGCCGCUCAGCUCUGCUCAGGAUACGGGCAACAGUCAGCCACCGUCAGAGGAGAUGAAGAGCGAUGAUCAGGGCAUACUCAAGACCUGAAGAGGAAUUUAGCAGAACUCGUGCCCAGCUUUGACUGGAUGUACCUUAUGAAGAUACAGAUUGGAGAAGACUUGAAAGAGAGACGACACGCCUUGUCUUCAUUGUUGACCUCAGCUUCAGCGUACUGUCUUGAUGAGACACUGUGAGCCAUCAGCUCCAGAUUAGAUCCGAGGUUAUGGCGAGAUGGAGAUAAGAGACCUUGAUGCACUACUAACAAUGAGUAGGAAAAAAACUCCCAAGGAGACGCUUUUUUAUUGUUUAUUUCAUAAUUUCGUCGUUUUUGAACACGUGUAGUGAGCGAAUGCUGAUGCUGUUUUAGUCUCCAUCAUCAUCAUCAUCAUCACAUGGAUGAUACUGUGCUCCUGUGACUGAAGACAGAGCUCAGUGUGAGAGUACAUGGCCAUACAUUUCCUCUUUUAUCUCAGAAAGAGUCAAAAUCAUCCAAAUGAGUUAUUUUCCCCCUUAUGCAUGUUUUUCUUUACUUUAACAGAGGAACUAGUCUAUCUGUGCGUUAGCUGGCAUGCUCAGUGAAACCUGUUCCUUUGGCUAUUUCUUUUCUUUUUUUAAUCAUAGCUACCUAUUUUUGUAAGGCAGUUUUGCUUCUGGGGGAAUGAUAACGGCAUCACUCCUCUCUUCACCCAUCUUCUAUUUUAUCUGCUCACAAACAGAACAAACAGAUAAACGGACACUUCUAGCAGUUUGUCAUGCAGGCAAACACGUUUACCCUGUAGCCUUGUUACACAUCCACCUCGUCCCAGCUCACUGGCUGCUGUUGCUCUGAGGAAACAGCUGCUCACCUGAGAGUGUGUGCAUGUGUGUGUGUGUGUGUGUGUGUGUGUGUGUGUGUGUGAUUGUGAGUGUUAUGAGGGGGGAUUUACGACACACUGGAUUCCUGCUGGAAGUUGAGCAUACACUGUGUACAUGCAGCAACCCUAAGAGGAUAUGACUGAAUGCCACUCCUUCUGUGACAUCAUUAAAGCUAUUUUUUUUUUUUUUUUUUGGGGGGGGGGGGGAGUGUAGGAAUGCCACAUAUGUGAGUGUUGUGUAGAAAAGGUUUACAGCUUUAGUGGUUUGUCUUCAUUGAACUUUGCUUAUUCUUGGUGAAUGCUUGUGCCGUGCGACCUUUGUAACAUGACUGUCAGACGUGUACAUUUGUAAAAAGUCAACUGGCCGUGAUAAACAACAGCUUUUGCUUCAUGACUUGGAUUUAGUUUUUGGUCAAAUGUCAUGAUAAUGUGUACAGUAUGUCUGUUUUGUCAUGACAUGACAGAGAGAGAGAGAGAGAGAGCAGUAAGUUCCAGUACCAGUGACUUUUACUCAUACAAACAUCAGUUUUAAUGUGAUUCUCUCACUUUCCCACAUGUAUUGAAUAACUGUUGUUCUUCUAUGUUUUAAAAACACAGUAUAGUCAUUUUCCCCCCCAGAGGUUGCUUCAUUUAUUAGACCCUUGGCAGCUGUAGGACCAGUGUUGUCCCUUGGUUGACCAGACCACCACAGUGGUGUAGUCUGAUAAAGCUCCACAACUGUUAAUGAUGGUAUUUGUCAUUAAAUUGUGUGAAGAGAUUCACAGUCACCAGAGAAUAAACCCACGGAUGAAAGCAUCUCCUAAUGUUUCAUUUAACUGAGUUGAUUCAUUCGGGGGAAAAAGCUUGGCUCUUCUCUCCAGUGCCGCCACGUGUUUGCCAUACAUUCUUUAAAUAAAAUGUCGCAAAAACUUUUAAAUUGAUCGGCAUAAAUUCUGGCACAAAUGUUCAUGAUCGGCUUAGCAUAAUGACAUAUUUGCUCCUUUCAGUAGCUUCACUUUUAGGUUUACGACUAAAAACCUGUGAAAGAAUUCAUUAUAAGAACUUGAACUUGUCUCUAGCCUUUGAAAAUGUCGUACCCGCCAUAAUGACCCAGCCAAACCAUCCUGUUUGAUUCAGUCAGAUUUAAAUAGAAUAGCUGUCACUUACUGAUAUUAACUGCUCUAUAGGAUAACAUAGGACAACUGCACAUGCUAUAUUUAACUGUAUUUAACUAUAUUUAACCUAGUAAAGUCUCAUUGAGAUUAAAAUAUAUUUUACAAGAGGGGAUCUGGCCGAGGUGACAGUGUAACACAUUUUAUACAAACUUAUACACUGUAAAAGAAAUACAAUACACAGUAUCCUGUCAAUGUAUUAAAUGAAAGCACAUUAUCACAAAGUGACUCGGAGAACAUUUACCAUAACCGAUGAUUAUUAAUAUAAAUUCCCUGAAAGUUCACUUCUAACACUGGGGAGCGACAUUUGCAUGUAUUUGUCGUCAGCUUCGGAAACCGUUGCAGUUUAGAUAUAAGUGCACUAACAUAAUUGGACGCUCAUCGUCCAAAUCAUUGUCUGAAACUCCUGUUACAUGAUUUGCACUACAGUCCGUCGAUGAAGUACCACUGCCUGAGACUUGUGACGCCCUACAGCUGCCACUUCUGGAGGAUUUACUCUGUCCAAGCCAAUUAAUGAAUGACCUUUAGUUUCCAUUCACUCACUCAGUCUCCUGUUGCCCAAAGACCCAGUAAAAUAAAUAACUCUUGAGUUUGUGUGUGUGUGUGAGAGAGAGAGAGGGGGGUGUGUUCCAAUUAGAGUGAAAAAUACUUAUCAGUAAGUACACACACACACACUCUCUCUCUUGAACACUGCUAUGUCUAAAACACAGUAAACGGACACCAUUUGAAUUACCCUGUAAAAUACAUGUAUACUUUAUAAACAAUAUAAUAUUUGCAUCUAGAUGUAAAUGAGUGUGAGUGAGUGUAACAGUCUACAUACUGAAAACAUACCUUAGUUCCUCUGCCCUUCCCAUGAAGCCUUUGAAUCCUGUUGAAGUCACAACCUUGUAUUUACUCACAUUGACUACAGUAUGACUAUAUGCACGGGAAGAUAUAAUCAAUAAAAUUCUUCAGAUUCUUAAACUAAAUCAGGUGUCAAAAUAAGUCACAAGGAGUGUAUGGUGGUGAGUCUGACAAGAUUUUUCAUGUGAAAUAUUUAUUUUUCUUCCAUUCACAAUAAUAGAAAUUCACCAUGAUUAACUUGAAGUGCUUUGUAUCCCGAUAAUAUCCUAUAGUGUUCCAUCACGACUGCAUGACUUUUCAUUUUCCCCGUCUAACUUCCACCGUGUCCUCCUCGAUCCAACAUCUACGUUAAAAUGCUUUCUACCAAGCUCACAUUAUACACAUGACGCAGCAAUAGAAGAAAAGGUUCAACACUGUACAUUUAUCAAAAAUAAAAUGACUCAGGAUGUUAA
Molecule: messenger RNA, 4549 nt
Organism: Solea solea (common sole)
Lineage: Eukaryota; Metazoa; Chordata; Actinopteri; Pleuronectiformes; Soleidae
Gene: lpar3
Product: lysophosphatidic acid receptor 3
Exons: 3
Coding region: 227-1297 (356 amino acids)
Biological process (GO): G protein-coupled receptor signaling pathway
Cellular component (GO): membrane
Molecular function (GO): lysophosphatidic acid receptor activity
Source: RefSeq, a predicted model, not a curated record